AUGGCUGGUGCUUCGGAUGCAAUGAAACCUGAGAGGUUUGUGGCAGCGAGCAUUAUUGCCAAACUUCCUGCAUCAUGGAGGGAUUUUGCCACUAGCCUGAAACACAAGAGGGAAGAGAUCUCCACCGAGGAUUUGAUUAUAGUCCUCGAUGUGGAGGAAAAGGCAAGAGCAAAGGACAUGCCGAGUACAUCCGCAGUAGCGGAAAAUGGUGCUAAUGCAAACAGCAUAGAGAAAAAAUUGUACGACAAGAACAAGGGCAAGUUGCAGGAUGGUGGAAAGACAAAGAAAACCACUAACAGUAAAACUAGAGAAGAUGGGUAUCUAAACAAGAAGGUUGUGAAUGUUACAUUGACAACAGCGGCAAUGAGACCAAAUCUUAUGGGUAUGGGAGCGUGGUCUUCCUCCGUCCUGGUGGGAAACGGAUCUGCUACUUCUAUUCUUGGUGUUGGUACUGUCGAACUGAAGCUCAAUUUAGGGAAGAUUGUCCAUUUGAAGAACGUGCAGCAUGCUCCAAUAAUAAACAGGAACUUUAUUAGUGGUUCUUUACUUUGA
Messenger RNA from Phragmites australis (common reed), 552 nucleotides. RefSeq lists its product as uncharacterized. The coding region runs from base 1 to 552 and encodes 183 amino acids. The record is from RefSeq and is a predicted model, not a curated record. The transcript is spliced from 3 exons. Lineage: Eukaryota; Viridiplantae; Streptophyta; Magnoliopsida; Poales; Poaceae.